This is a messenger RNA of Penicillium malachiteum, 1035 nucleotides long. Its product is annotated as FAD-dependent oxidoreductase. The transcript has 3 exons. Gene Ontology annotation, molecular function: FAD binding; D-amino-acid oxidase activity. The record is from RefSeq and is a predicted model, not a curated record. NCBI's taxonomy places the organism in Eukaryota, Fungi, Ascomycota, Eurotiomycetes, Eurotiales, Aspergillaceae. Bases 1 to 1035 code for a protein of 344 amino acids.
AUGGUCAAGGUCACAAUUCUCGGAGCGGGAAUCACCGGGAUGGCAAUUGCCAGCCAGUUACCGCGGGACUAUGAAGUGACCAUCGUCGCUCGAAACUUGCCUGGUGACCCAGACUCGACGGAGUGGGCAAGCCCAUGGGCUGGGGCAGUCUUUAUGGGUAUGGAUGGCUCCAACCUGCGCGAGCAACGCAUGCAGUUGGACGCGUUCGCAAGCCGGUGGAAGAUAGCACUCAAUAACCCGGAGUCUAGCGUGCGUCGAGUUGAAAUGCAUGACUUGAUGGAUUUCACGCCACUUGAGAAAGUUUGGUAUCGCGACCACUUACCAGGGUUUCACAUCUUGAGUAAAGAUGAGCUGCCUGCCGGUGCGCCUUUUGGCAUGGCUUACCAGACCAUUGUACUCAACCCAGGAGUGUUCUUGCCCUGGAUGCGAGCCAGACUUGAGAAGACAGGGGUCAAAUUCCUGCGCAUGACCGUUCAGUCACUCUCUAAUCUAUGCGGCUUGGGCCAUGACUACCUCAUCAAUGCUGCCGGUAUUGGUCCUCGAUACUUGCGCAAUGUAAUGGAUCAAAAGGUUCAGGAGGUUCGUGGUCAGACUAUUCUCGUGAAAUCGGAUUUCGACAAGAUCUGGAUUCGAAGGGGAAAGGACUAUACGUAUGCGCUCGGUAGACAGGAUGGAACCACUGUAUUGGGUGGUAUCAAGCAAUUUGACAAUAAAGUGACAAGUGUGGACGGUGAGCUGCGAAACGAUAUCUUCCGCCGGAUUCACGAGAACCUUCCCGAGGCCUUCCCCUCUGCCGACCCCUUGGCUUUCACUGUUUUGCGCGAUAUCGUUGGCAUUCGGCCUCAGCGCGAGGGUGGACUUCGAAUCGAGAAAGAGAUUUUGGACGGGCAAAAGGUUGUGCACGCAUAUGGUGUCGCGGGCGGAGGUUAUAUAUUCAGCUGGGGAUUAGCACGGGAAGUUUGUCAUUUGGUGGAGCAAUUCCACUUCACGUCCUCCAAUACUUUUGAACCUCUAGUAGCGGUUGUGAAAUUGUGA